AUGGCGGCAGACACGGCGGUGGCCCCCAGCCCCGAGGAGACCCUGGAGUCUCUGCUGCGGGAGGUGGAGGCCUUGAAGCAGAAGCUGGAGGAGGAACGACAGAAACUAAACGACGCUUCUUUGUCAUUUGUGGCCGAGAGAUUGGAAACUAUAAACUUUCCCACACUGAAGUUGAGGCGCAUGCUCAAGGGCCACCAAGCCAAAGUCCUCUGUGCCGACUGGUCCCCGGACAAGAGACACAUUGUGUCUUCAUCACAGGAUGGAAAGCUGAUAAUUUGGGACGCGUUCACAGCCACCAAGGAGCUCACUAUCCCGAUGCCCAGCACGUGGGUGAUGGCGUGCGCGUACGCUCCCUCAGGGAACAUGGUGGCCGCGGGGGGACUCGACAACAAGGUGACGGUGUUCCCACUGGGAGGAGAGGAGGAGCCCGCCGCGCGCAAGCGGACCGUGGCCACGCACACGUCGUACAUGUCGGCCUGCCUGUUCCCCAACACGGACCGCCAGCUGCUGACGGCCAGCGGGGACGGCACCUGCGCGCUCUGGGACGUGGAGUCGGGCCAGCUGCUGCAGAGCUUCCAGGCCCACGCCGCCGACGUGAUGGCGCUCGACCUCGCGCCCACCGACAUGGGGGACGCCUUCGUGUCCGGGGGCUGCGACCGCGCCGUGCUCGUGUGGGACAUGCGCUCCGGCCACGCCGUGCAGGCCUUCGACACGCACCUGUCUGACGUGAACAGCGUGCGCUACCAUCCGUCCGGGGACUCGGUGGCCUCGGGCUCGGAUGACUCCUCCUGCCGCCUGUUCGACCUGCGCGCCGACCGCGAGGUGGCUCGCUACGCCAAGGACAGUCUGCUGUUCGGAGUGAACUCGGUGGACUGGUCGGUCAGCGGGCGGCUGCUGUUCGCGGGCUGCAGCGACUACACGGCCAGCGCGUGGGACGCGUUGCGCGCGGUGCGGGUCGGCACGCUGACGGGCCACGAACACCGCGUCACGCGCGUGGCGCUCUCCCCGGACGGCACGGCGCUGGCCACGGCCUCAUGGGACUCCACGCUCCGCCUGUGGGCCUGA
Messenger RNA from Danaus chrysippus (African queen), 1065 nucleotides. NCBI's taxonomy places the organism in Eukaryota, Metazoa, Arthropoda, Insecta, Lepidoptera, Nymphalidae. The record is from the annotation of a GenBank genome assembly.